Molecule: messenger RNA, 1017 nt
Organism: Protobothrops mucrosquamatus (brown spotted pit viper)
Lineage: Eukaryota; Metazoa; Chordata; Lepidosauria; Squamata; Viperidae
Product: serine/threonine-protein kinase PAK 1
Exons: 9
Biological process (GO): regulation of actin cytoskeleton organization; regulation of MAPK cascade; regulation of axonogenesis
Cellular component (GO): cytoplasm
Molecular function (GO): protein serine/threonine kinase activity; ATP binding
Source: RefSeq, a predicted model, not a curated record
UAGGGCAUGCCAGAACAAUGGGCCCGCUUGCUGCAGACGUCCAACAUCACCAAACUGGAGCAAAAGAAGAAUCCUCAAGCCGUGCUAGAUGUGCUCGAAUUCUACAAUUCCAAAAAGACCACCAACAGCCAGAAAUAUAUGAGUUUCACAGAUAAAUCUGCAGAAGAUUACACCUCCUCAAAUACUCUGAAUGUGAAGGCCGUGUCGGAAACUCCAGCCGUGCCCUCUGUUUCGGAAGAUGAUGAUGACGACGAAGCUCUCCCCCCGCCAGUCAUCGCCCCUCGGCCCGAACAUACGAAGUCGAUUUACACCCGCUCUGUGAUCGAACCUCUUCCUCCAGCCCCCACCAGGGAUGUGACGACCUCUCCCAUCCCCUCCCCUUCCGAAAACAGCGUCACGCCCCCCGAUACUCUGGCGAGAAAUGCCGAGAAACAGAAGAAAAAACCUAAAAUGACCGAUGAAGAAAUCCUGGAAAAAUUGAGAGGCAUCGUGAGCAUUGGGGAUCCCAAGAAGAAAUAUACCAGUUUUGAGAAGAUUGGACAAGGGGCUUCAGGCACGGUUUACACAGCGAUGGAUGUAGCAACUGCACAAGAGGUUGCCAUCAAACAGAUGAAUUUGCAGCAGCAGCCGAAGAAGGAGCUGAUCAUUAAUGAAAUUCUCGUCAUGAGGGAAAACAAGAACCCCAACAUUGUCAAUUACCUGGACAGUUACCUGGUGGGAGAUGAGCUGUGGGUGGUCAUGGAGUAUUUGGCUGGCGGUUCAUUGACAGACGUGGUAACGGAGACCUGCAUGGAUGAAGGACAGAUAGCUGCCGUGUGCCCUGAUUUUGGCUUCUGUGCCCAAAUCACUCCGGAGCAGAGUAAGCGCAGCACCAUGGUGGGGACGCCAUAUUGGAUGGCUCCCGAAGUGGUCACGAGGAAAGCCUACGGCCCCAAGGUGGACAUCUGGUCUCUGGGCAUUAUGGCCAUUGAGAUGGUGGAGGGGGAACCCCCGUACCUCAACGAGAAUCCCCUGCGG